GUCAACCGUCGUCCUUGAAAUCCAGCCGAGAUUGGGCAAUUUGACGUGUAAAGUGAAACAUUUUAGGUUAUAGGCUACCAGAUCUUUGUUUGUAAAUACAGUGAUAAAAAAUAUUCUCAAAGUACAAAGAUGUCAACCCAAAACAACCCCACAGGUUUAACCAACACAGAAGACGAUGAACUAACCUUACCCAGAGCGAGCAUUAAUAAAAUGAUAAAAGAACUGGUUCCCUCAGUUCGAAUUGCUAACGAAGCAAGAGAAUUAAUCCUCAACUGUUGCACCGAAUUCAUACACUUACUAAGCUCGGAAGCAAACGAAAUAUGUAACCAGCUGCAUAAAAAAACAAUAAACGCUGAACACGUGCUAAUGGCUUUAGAAAAAUUAGGGUUCGGCGACUACCAGACUGAAGCUGAAGCCGUAUUAAAAGACUGCAAAGCCGUUGCAGCUAAACGUCGGCGACAAAGCACAAGACUGGAAAACUUGGGAAUUCCGGAAGAGGAGUUGUUGCGGCAGCAACAGGAAUUGUUUGCGAGAGCUAGACAAGAGCAGGCGUUCGCGGAGCAACAGCAGUGGGAACAGCUACAGGCGGCUGCACAAGCUCAGGCUUCGGCGCUGCCUAAUAAUGAUGAUGACUAUGAAUGAUUCGACUAUGAUAUCUAAUUUGUUAUUGUUUUAGGGACUAUAUUACAACUGUUUUGUACAAAUUGGAGAUGCUAUAAAAAGGCUUUGUACAAUAUUGUAAAGUUAAUAAUAAAUAAUUGACACUAUUUUUA
Messenger RNA from Zophobas morio, 773 nucleotides. RefSeq names its product protein Dr1 (gene NC2beta). The coding region runs from base 130 to 642 and encodes 170 amino acids. Gene Ontology annotation, biological process: RNA polymerase II preinitiation complex assembly; negative regulation of transcription by RNA polymerase II. The transcript has 2 exons. Gene Ontology annotation, cellular component: negative cofactor 2 complex. Lineage: Eukaryota; Metazoa; Arthropoda; Insecta; Coleoptera; Tenebrionidae. Gene Ontology annotation, molecular function: RNA polymerase II general transcription initiation factor activity; TBP-class protein binding; protein heterodimerization activity. The record is from RefSeq and is a predicted model, not a curated record.